Messenger RNA from Colias croceus (clouded yellow), 2426 nucleotides. RefSeq names its product probable ATP-dependent RNA helicase DDX43. The coding region runs from base 233 to 2200 and encodes 655 amino acids. The transcript has a single exon. The record is from RefSeq and is a predicted model, not a curated record. Lineage: Eukaryota; Metazoa; Arthropoda; Insecta; Lepidoptera; Pieridae. Gene Ontology annotation, molecular function: RNA binding; ATP binding; RNA helicase activity.
UGUGGACAUACAUGUCUGUGAUACAUGUCUUUAAUCUUUUUGGUGUGACAAUUCAAGGUAAAAUUUAAAAUUGUUGCGCUGCUUUGCUUGAUAUGUUAGGUUAAAGAAAAGAACAUUACAGAAGAAGCUUGGUAGGUAUUUAGAAUUUAGAUCCUGAGAGGACUUCUUACUACUUAUAAUAUUGAAAAGAUACGUUGUAAUAACAUCUUUAAACAUUUAGAUUGUUUUAAAAAUGGCGGAUUGGGAUGAUGAAUGGCAGGAAAGUGAGCCGGUAGCUGCUUCGCCUCCACAAAGAACUCAAACUUUUCAUUCGAGUAGAGGAGCACGAGGAAGCUAUUCAAAUCGAGGGUAUAGAGGAGGGCAACGGUCUGCAAAUACUAACACUGAUUGGAGAGCGCGUGGAGAUAACAACCGAGAUGGUGACCGGCAAAACUUCCGCCAAGAAAACAAAAAGAUUAUAUCCAUUCCAUCUGAUAAAGUUGGCCGGGUGAUUGGCAAAGGGGGUUCUAAAAUCAGAGAUCUUGAAUAUGAAAGUGAAGCUAAAAUAAAAAUCGGAGAUUCUAAUGGCAAUGAUACAAACAUAACAUUGCUUGGAUCAGAUGAAGCUAUUUCAAAAGUAGAGAAGUUGAUCAAUGAUCUAACGAUUGAUCGUAGACCCACCCCCAGAGAGCCAAGAGACACUAUGAACACCAGUAAUGGAAGCAAUAGUUCUGAAUUUGUUACUAAGAAUGCAAAUGGGGAUGAGGUUUUUGAUUGGAAUAAACUGAAUGCAGUCUAUGAUCAACAUCAACAAGAGAGAUGGUCACAAUUACCAGCUAUAGUAAAAGAUUUUUACAAGGAAGAUCCCAAUGUUGCAGCUAUGUCUCCUGCUGAUGUUACUCGUUGGAGACUUGAAAAUAAUGACAUACAAGUGCGGAGAACAUUUGAGGAUAGAGCAGAUCUGAAACCCAUUCCCAACCCAGUUUUAACAUUUGAGCAGGCAUUCCAACAUUAUCCUGAAAUUUUGGAUGAAAUUUAUAAGCAAGGCUUUACACAACCUUCUCCUAUACAGAGUCAAGCUUGGCCAAUAUUAAUGAGAGGUGAAGAUAUGAUUGGUAUAGCACAAACAGGAACUGGUAAAACUCUUGCAUUCUUGCUUCCUGCUUUGAUACAUAUCGAGGGACAACCAACCCCAAGGGAAGAAAGGGAGGGUCCAACUGUAUUAAUAUUAGCUCCAACAAGAGAACUUGCAUUGCAAAUUGAUAAAGAAGUUUCUAAGUAUCAAUACAGAGGGAUAAAAUCUGUAUGUGUGUAUGGAGGUGGGGAUCGCAGGGAACAAAUUAAGAUUGUAACCAAAGGUGUGGAUAUUGUCAUAGCAACACCAGGCAGAUUUAAUGAUCUGGUUCUGGCUAGACAUUUGAAUGCUAUAAACUUUUCAUACAUAGUAUUAGAUGAAGCAGACAGAAUGUUGGACAUGGGUUUUGAACCACAGAUUAGAAAAUCCCUAUUUGAUGUCAGGCCUGACCGCCAAUGUGUUAUGACAUCAGCAACUUGGCCAUCUGGUGUGCGACGUUUAGCUGAAUCCUACAUGAAAGACCCGAUCCAAGUAAAUGUGGGAUCACUUGAUUUAGCUGCAGUACAUACUGUUACACAAAAACUCAUGUUUGUUGAAGAAGAUGAUAAGGAUGCCGCUCUGUUUGAAUUCAUAACUAACAUGGACCCAAAUGAUAAAGUGAUUGUAUUUUGUGGUAAAAAAGCCACAGCCACACACAUUUCCACUGAGCUUGCUAUUAAAGGCAUUGAAUGCCAAUCUUUGCAUGGAGAUAGAGACCAAAGUGACCGCGAAGCAGCUUUAGAAGAAAUGGUUGAUGGUACUGUUAAUAUUUUAAUUGCAACAGAUGUUGCCUCCAGAGGUAUAGACAUUAAAGACCUGACCCAUGUGGUUAAUUUAGAUUUCCCUCGGCAUAUUGAGGAAUAUGUUCAUAGAAUUGGCAGGACAGGUAGAGCUGGAAAGACUGGUAUUGCAUUGUCCUUUAUCACAAGGAGUGAUUGGGCUCAUGCCAAAGAAUUAAUUAAAAUCUUGGAGGAAGCAAAUCAAGAAGUUCCUGAUGAGUUGCAAUCUAUGGCUGAUAGAUUUGAUGCUAUGAAAAUAAGACGAGAAAAGGAAGGUGGUGGUGGUGGCAGGGGUAGGGGUGGCAGAGGCAGAAGAGAUAGAUGGUAGAAAUAUUUUCUGUGACAUGUUAAGAAGUAAACAUGACUUGAAGACUAAGCAUGCAUUCUAAGCAAUUUUAUCUAUUUAGUGAUAUUUUUUAAUGUAUUUCAGACUUAAGUUAUUUUGCUACCCUUCAGAUGCAGAUUAUUUAUAUGUAUAAUAUGACAAAAUAUGUUGUUUAAAAUAAACAUAAUUUUGUACAUGUGCCAAUAAAAAUUUUGCAGAUGUCUCAGUA